AUCAUUAAAUAAAUAGAAUGUUGACAAUUUAUCGACGAUUUUAAUAUAUCUAGAUAAAGACACAUUUUUAUCGUCGUUCAGCAGUCUCUUCAGCGUUUUCUUAACUUUACGUAUAACUUAGCUUAUUUAUUAUUUAAUUUUUUAAUAAUUUCAUAUCAUAGAAAUAAAUGUAACAUUUUCAGUUACAUAUGUAUAUUAUCAUAGUCUAAUUUUUACAAGUCUGUGACCGCUUGUAGGUAAAUACUAUAAGAUAUUCAACAUCAGCUGUAUCGUGGCGACUCAUGGCGGGGAAUUUUCCAUUUUGCAAAAAUUAUCACGCUUAUCGUUAUCCCAUCGUUAAUUUCAUGUUGUUACCCGCGGAUUUAUCGAAUUAUGUCGUAAUUUACCGCCAUCUUAAAAUUGAUCCUCGCACAAACAGUUCAAAUUCGUGAGUUGCUAUCAGAUCGCAAUUAUUACUAUCUUCGAGAUAUACAAAGUUCUAUCAUUUUGAAAAGAAAACGAUCAUUGCAAGCAAUAGAUUUCACGCAAGCGGUAUCGACAAAUGACAGAAGCUAUGCCAGCCUUAGAUCAGUCCAGAAUUAUAUCCAGCUUCUGGUAACAACGUGACCAAUUGCGAGACGAGCGACGUGAGUAAUCUGGUAUUUCGAUACAAUAGAAAGAAAAACACCAAGAAAAUUCGAAGUAAAUUUGACUAAAAGAUUUCUCUGGACCAGAACAGCAAUGAGGACAAUUUAUAGAAUGACAUAUGAUUAAAGCACGAAAUUCAUCAAAGGAAUGAGCAGCCCUCGAAAUCAAUUGAGUAUUUAUAUACGUAACUGCUCGCAUCACAAUCGCGGUGGGCGGCCAAAUGAGAUAGAAUUGAGGAUUGUGAGCACAGAUAUUUCUAGUACCACGGGCGAGGAUCGGAUGAGGGUGAUCGUAUCCGCCUGCGAAUCCUCUUCCUCUUGUUGCGAGUCUAAGACCGCCGCCGCCGACGUCCCGGACAUCGCAUCUACGUCUAGACGGAAGUGCCCGUGUCCGUCGCGGCCGUUAACUGCGAAUCGCUGCGGAUCUUUUCGCAGACGGGUGUCCUUCAGCGACGCCGCCGUCGUCGGGACCGCCACCGAUGAUUACUGUCGUCGCCCGGCGAUCAUGCAGGAUGACGAUCUAACGAGCAUGUGUCGCGAUAAUGAUGAGACCGAGAAUAAGGUAGAGCGAGAGGCGUUCUAUGAUAUUUGGAAGGCGGACGACUCGUCGACCGGCAGGAGCGAUGACGGAUACUCGGAGAACAUGCCGAGGAUCGAUAAUCACGCGGAGAAUUGUUGCGUAUCGGGUUCCACUUUCAAUAACAAAGGUCGGUAUUCGCAGUCGGAAAAUAUCUGCGAGCGGACUGUCGUAAACGAUGGACGCACGCGAGAAGAGUGGGUCGACAAUGGUGACGUCUGUCUGGCGGAUCGCAUUGCCGGAAGUAAGGCAAGAAAUAAUGAAGACGAUACCGCGUGGAACGAGAACCUAUCAAAUCUCACACACGAGGAUGUAGACUCGAUCGGUCGCGAUGAACAUCGAAUGCGAGGCGGUUGCAGCGGAUGCUGCUGUGGAACACGCGAGAACCUCCGAAGGAGUUCGCAGGAUUACGGUUGCUGCUGCGGAAGACUCAUGCCGGAGCCGAAUGAAUCAUGCGCAUCUACUCCGGACAGAGUCAAGACAGUGUGCGCUGUACCGUCGCAUUUCUGUUGUCGUUGUCCUCGAGUCUGCAGAAAGGCGACAAGAUGCGAGCCGCCUCCGUGCGUGACGAGUGUCCGAAGUUACGGCGGCUGCGGGAAAGUCACUCAGAUCUGCACACCAUCGCCGAGGAUCUGUAACUCGUCGGCUUAUUCCUCGCGCAGAAAAUCACCCUGCGCCCCACGUUGUCCAUCACAAUCUCCUUGUCCAAUCGGUAGCUGUAGAGGUUGCUGUAGUGGAUCCUACAACUGCGGAAGGUCGCGCAGUCCGAGAUGUCUGUCUAAUAUCGAUAGUGGAUGCUGUGGCAUCAAUGAAAGCGGAACAAAAUGCAAUGCCGAUGGAAUCUGCUGUCGACUGAGAUUGCCAUGUGAGUGCCUCGGUGGCGGCCUUGAUUGUCGGCGAUGCGGAAGAAAGGUCUACCAGGCUGAGAUGCAGAUUGCUUCCGGAGUACCGUACCAUAACAUCUGCUUCAGUUGCUUCUGUUGCCGAAAGCCGUUGGAACCACUGACUUAUCAAGAGAAUGGUGGCGAGAUCUAUUGCAAACAAUGUUACGUUCGUAAUUUCGGACCGCAAGGAUAUGGUUAUGGCAUGGGAGCUGGCGUGUUGCAGACUCCCUUAUAAGCCCAUUGAUUGCCUAAUAUCGGUUGUAUAUUCAUAUGUGAAAUACAUUCAAGUAUAGUUAUGACGGUUCUUUA
Molecule: messenger RNA, 2396 nt
Organism: Pogonomyrmex barbatus (red harvester ant)
Lineage: Eukaryota; Metazoa; Arthropoda; Insecta; Hymenoptera; Formicidae
Biological process (GO): actin cytoskeleton organization
Cellular component (GO): cytoplasm
Source: RefSeq, a predicted model, not a curated record